CUGUUUAUUUGGUUAUGAUUUGCAUAUCACAAGCAAUUGAUAAGUAUGAGUAGAGUUUAAUCUGGAAAAGGGAUGGAGACUGUGUGGGAUGAGAUUGAGCAUGUAACUCUAAAAGGAGUAUUUGGCUUUUAGACUCAAUUUUCAAGACCCCUGAGCAUUACUAUUUCUUAUACUAAAACUACCCCUCGCCUUACCCCAUAAAAUUUUUAGUUUUCCUAACCCAUUUUCAAAAACUUUGCAAAGAAUUUACCUAUAACUUCAGAAGAAUGCCAACUAUGAGAUGGGCUGAAGGAAGAAGGAAUAGGAGAACCCCAGCCCCCACCUGGAGAGAUUCUGCAACAACCCAGGAACAAAAGGAAGAGAGUCCAGAUGAAGAGGAUCCCCAAAGUUGAAGAUGAAGAGUGUGCAAAGGAUGAUAAUAAGACCAUGAAGAAAAACAUGAAGGUUUUUUUUAAAACCUUCCUAAAAGUGAUUCACAUCUUAACAUUUCUCUUCUUUUUUAUCUGCUCCUUGGACAUUCUUAGCAGUGCCUUCCAGCUGGUUGCAGGAAAAUUGGCUGCAGACAUUUUCUUUGAUGGUUCAAUACUUUUGAAUCCCAUAGCCGCCUCAAUGGUUGGUUUGCUAGUUACUGUUUUGGUUCAGAGUUCCAGCAUAUGCACAUCCAUCAUCGUCAGCCUGGUGUCAUCUUCAGUGUUGACAGUAUAUUCAGCAAUUCCCAUGGUCAUGGGAGCCAAUGUUGGGAGUGCAAUCACCAAUACAUUGGUGGCCCUCAUGUAUGCUGGAGACAGGGAAGUAUUUGGAAGGGUAUUUACAGGAGCUACUAUCCAUGAUUUAUUUAAUUGGAUGACAUUAAUAGUUCUGCUGCCUCUCGAGUUGAUCACGGACUUCCUCUUCCAAAUCACUGAAAGUAUAACAACAUCUUUUAAAAUCCAGGCUGAUGAUGAUGCCCCUGAACUCUUGAAAAUUCUCACAGGUCUCAUAACAGACUUUAUCAUCCAGCUGGAUAAAAAAGUCAUCACUGAAAUUGCUGCAGGAAGUGAGGCUGCAAAAAACAAAAGCCUGAUAAAGAUUUGGUGUAAAACUUUCUCAAAUGUGACUUUAAGCAAUAUUACCGUUCCCUCACCAGAAAACUGUACCUCUUCCAUUCGCUGCUGGACUGAAGGGAACAUGACUUGGACCCUUAGGAAAAUAAUAUUUAAACAGAACAUUACAAAAUGUACACACAUAUUUGUGAACACCAGCCUCUCAGAUACGGUCGUCGGAUUCAUUCUUCUACCCGUCUCCUUGCUCAUCUUGGGCGCAAGUUUGCUCUCGUUUAUCAGGGUCUUGAACCAUGAGCUCAAGGGACCAGUCGCUGCAAUGAUUAAGAAGUACAUCAACAUAGAGUUCCCCUACCCCUUUACCUGGCUGGCAGGUUACCUUGCCAUUCUUGUUGGAGCCGUGUUGACCCUUAUUGUGCAGAGUAGUUCUGUGUUCACCAGUAUAAUCGCUCCUCUGUAUGGCAUUGGUAUGAUCAACCUCCAGAGAGCUUAUGCUUUAACCUUGGGUUCCAACAUUGGCACCACUUCCACAGCCAUCUUGGUUGCAUUAGCUAGCCCUCGAAAUACUUUGCAAGAUUCACUCCAGAUUGCCCUGUGCCAUUUCUUCUUCAACAUUGUCGGGGUCAUUCUGUGGUACCCAAUCCCAUUCAUGCGACUGCCUAUCCAUUUUGCCAAGAAGUUAGGGGAAACCACAGCCACUUACCGUUGGUUUUCCAUUGUCUACCUGGUCAUCGGUUUUUUCCUGGGCCCAUUGAUGGUGUUUUGCUUUUCCAUUGUUAGUAGGACUGUGUUGAUAUAUGCAGGGCUACCCCUAUUUUUUCUGCCCUUCGUGAUAGUAUACCUGCAUGCCUUUAACAUAUUUCACCUGUUUCCCUUGUGGAUGUCAUCCCUGAAACCCUGGGAUGAUCUGAUAACUAGCAUCAUGGUCCGAUGCCAGUGGUGUGGUCAAACUAUAUCACAGAAAUGCAAAAACUCCAAGCUAAAUAAGUUUAUUUCCAGAAGGCUACGCCCACAAUCAAACGAGACCACAGACCAGAUCAAAACCACAGACCCUGAGCCAUAGGAGAUACCUUUUUUAUGCCAAGAAAUCUGAUGACACAGUGACAGAAAAUACAAUCAACAAAUGAGCAGUACUUAAUUAAUGAUGCAAGUGCUGAUUAAGCUAGAAAAUGUAAAAAAAAAUCACUAUGGAUGGUAAUAUGUUUAUUUUUAUUAGCUGACCUUUCUAAGGCCUCUACAAUAAGAGGUUGGAGGCUAGUUGUUUUCCUGCUGACAAUUAUGAAAUACUAGCAGUCAACAGUUGAGUGCCUGUCUCACUAUCUUGUUAUACAAAAAAAGGGGUGUGGUGGGAUAUGUGGAACCUCUUGGGUUAUUGGCUUAAGGUCAAGAUGUAAACACGAUUGGAUACCACCCUAAACUGUAUUUUUCCUAGCUAAUUCAUAUGAAACAAUCUAUGUUAUUUGACUAUUAACUCCAAAAUGAAUGAUUGUGGUACGAAAAUAAUCAUAAAGGCUAAUACUAUUAUAAUCAAAAAAGGGGGUAAAGGGUUUCACACUCACAGCAGUAAAACCAUUGCUCAUA
Monodelphis domestica (gray short-tailed opossum) is the source of this 2621-nucleotide messenger RNA. Its product is annotated as sodium-dependent phosphate transport protein 2B-like. Gene Ontology annotation, cellular component: brush border; apical plasma membrane; vesicle. The record is from RefSeq and is a predicted model, not a curated record. Gene Ontology annotation, molecular function: sodium:phosphate symporter activity. Gene Ontology annotation, biological process: sodium-dependent phosphate transport; intracellular phosphate ion homeostasis. NCBI's taxonomy places the organism in Eukaryota, Metazoa, Chordata, Mammalia, Didelphimorphia, Didelphidae.